AUGGUACUUUGCAAAUUACUGACACCAUAUUUCUUACUGUCAAUUUUGAGUGUCGGCGUGUUCACGGCGACCGCCGCGCCAUCGCCCAGUAUUCAAAUGACGGAAAAUACAAAUCAAGAUCAUCAUGAGCAUGCCAAGCGUGGAGGAACGUGUGCGUUCCCUAACUACGAUGGGAUGGUCGCAGUACAAAAAGGUGGAUCUAAUGGAGGAUGGGCUAUGAGCCCUGACCAAGAAUGUUCCUACGGUUCAUGGUGCCCUUACGCUUGCAAACCAGGUCAACUAAUGGGGCAAUGGGACCCUUCGGCUACCACAUACUCUUAUCCUAAAUGUCAAAAUGGAGGUUUGUACUGUGAUUCUAACGGUAACUUGCAAAAGCCAAACAGUGAUAAAGACUAUUGUUAUGAUGGGAAGGGAACCGUAAUAGCGAAAAACAACGCUAACAGCGGUGACGUUGCAUUUUGCCAGACCGUGCUUCCGGGCAACGAAGCUAUGCUGAUCCCAACCUUAGUCGGCUCUGGGUCAAAGCAAACGCUGGCUGUGCCUGGUACAGACUACUGGGCCUCCAGCGCGUCGCAUUACUACGUAAAUGCUCCCGGUGUAAGCGUAGAGGAUGCAUGCCAGUGGGGUAGUAGUGCAAAUCCACAGGGGAACUGGGCCCCAUUUGUAGCUGGUUCCAACAUGGACGACAACCAGAACACUUUUGUAAAGAUUGGAUGGAACCCCGUCUACCUGGAAUCGUCAUGUCCGUUCAAGAACGUUAAGCCUUCAUUCGGUAUUAGAAUUACUUGUGAUGACGAAUCACAAUGUGAAGGCCUACCAUGCUCCAUUGACCCAAGUUCUAAUGGAGUCAACGAAGUGACAAGUUCUGGCGGUGGUUCUUCCGGGGCUGGUGGUGGAAACUUUUGUGUUGUCACCGCCAGAAACGGCGCCAAGGCCAACAUCGAAGUUUUUGAUGUUGGUAGCGGCUCAUCUUCUAAAGGCAAGAGAGAACUGAAUCCGCUAGACGUUAUUACCACAACGGUCACCGAGACCAAGUACAAGACAGUCACCGUCACUGCCAAAACUUAG
This is a messenger RNA of Saccharomyces cerevisiae S288C, 1068 nucleotides long. It is a transcript of the gene ADG3, whose product is annotated as SUN family beta-glucan-binding protein ADG3. The coding region runs from base 1 to 1068 and encodes 355 amino acids. The transcript has a single exon. Gene Ontology annotation, cellular component: membrane. The record is from RefSeq and is marked reviewed. NCBI's taxonomy places the organism in Eukaryota, Fungi, Ascomycota, Saccharomycetes, Saccharomycetales, Saccharomycetaceae.